Messenger RNA from Ceratosolen solmsi marchali, 2527 nucleotides. Its product is annotated as hemicentin-1. The record is from RefSeq and is a predicted model, not a curated record. The transcript has 14 exons. Gene Ontology annotation, molecular function: protein binding. NCBI's taxonomy places the organism in Eukaryota, Metazoa, Arthropoda, Insecta, Hymenoptera, Agaonidae. Bases 1 to 2451 code for a protein of 816 amino acids.
AUGACAAUACCUCUGCUUAACAUCAAUGUGGUUGAAGGAAGGGCUAUAGAACUACCUUGUAACAUAACGGCACCCGGAUACGAUACUCUAGAUAUGGUAUUCUGGUUUAAGGAUGGUUUGGGGCCUCCUCUAUACUCGGUUGAUGUCCGCGGUAAACCUCUCACAGAGGCAAGGCACCAGUCUACUCUCUUUGGACAAAGAGCCUACUUUCGUACAUCUAUUCAAGAACCGGCAGUGCUAGUAUUAGACGAUAUCAAGAGACACGAUGCCGCAAUUUAUAGAUGUAGAGUGGAUUUCCAUCGGGGACAGUCCAGGAGCGUUCGGUAUAAUCUAACUGUUAUUGUUCCACCUGAACAGCCAGCUAUUUUAGACAUGUGGGGUCGAAUACUCAAUGGAACAUCCGGUCCAUACAAAGAGGGCGACAAUCUUUCUCUUACAUGUCGUGUUACUGGAGGAAGUCCUGAACCUAUUGUAAAGUGGUUCGUUAAUGGAAAAAUAAAGAAUGAUGAUUCUUACGAGAGUACAGCUGGUGAUGUGAUUGAAAAAAAGUUAACAGUAAAGUCACUGAACAGGUCACAUCUCUUCUCUAAUUUUACGUGUCAAGCACAAAAUACACUUCUUGUAGAACCAAAGAAAAUAUCCAUGAUACUCGAUUUAAACUUGAAGCCUCUAACUGUGACAAUAAAAAAAGGUAAUGGACACAGAAGUACAACUACAUCAUUAAAAGCAGGAGAACGGUAUGAACUAGAAUGUGAAUCUACAGGUUCAAGACCACCAGCUGUAAUCACAUGGUAUAAGGGCAAAAGACAUCUCAAACACUCUAAGGAAGAGAAGGGCACGAUCAACACAGAAAAUUGCACGAUCAGUAGGGUGGAGUUCGUGCCAGGAGUAGACGACGACGGAAAAUCGGUGACUUGCAGGGCGGAAAAUCCAAACGUGACCGGACUUUUUCUAGAGACAUCUUGGCGGAUCGACGUUGUAUAUGCACCGAUCGUAUCAUUACGACUUGGAUCAACAUUAAGUGCAGAAGAUAUCAAGGAAGGCGAUGAUGUUUAUUUUGAAUGUCAAAUAAAAGCAAAUCCACCAUGGUCGAAAUUGACAUGGAUUCAUAAUGGAGUAAUAUUAACCCAUAAUACAUCCGCCAGAAUCAUUUGGUCUAAUCAGAGUCUGGUACUUCAGAGCGUAACCAGAAAUAGUGCAGGCUUAUAUGUUUGUGCAGCUACCAAUAAUAUCCAGGAAACUAAAAGUGAACCACUUGAAUUCCGUGUAAAAUAUGCACCAGUCUGCAAAGAGGACAGGAUCGUCGUGGUGGGGGGCUCAAGGGGUGAAUCCCUAGAGAUAGCGUGUAAGGUGGAAGCUGACCCGCCUGCCCACAGUUUUCGAUGGAAAUUCAACAACAGCGGCGAGACUCUAGAGGUGCCCAACAAACGGUUCUCCGUCGAGCCAAUCGACGGACUCAGCGUACUCACUUAUGUGCCCAAUACGGAAUUAGAUUAUGGUACACUAUCCUGCUGGGCUGAUAACUUCGUCGGCAGUCAGUCAAGGCCAUGUCUCUUUCAACUAGUCGCAGCCGGUAAACCAUUCCCUGUACGCAACUGUAGCCUGUCGAAUCAGACAUACACUAGUGUUGAGGUCAAAUGUUACUCUGGCUACGACGGUGGCCUACCCCAAGAAUUUAUCCUCGAGGUAUAUCAUGGCGACCUCGAGGCAUUGGCAAGUAUUCGACCACUGUAUAAUGUCUCGACAAGGGAAGAGCCCAUAUUCGUACUGUCAGGACUCAAAGCCUCAGUGGACGCAGGUGUCCACGUUGCUGUCUACGCUGUCAACGCUAAAGGCAGGAGCCAACCUGUUAUUUUAAGCGAGGUCACAUUUCGUGACGCUGAGAAGAGAACCGGUCACAAUGCAGGUAUGGGUCUCUCACCACUGAUCGGUGUGCUAGCAGGUACUCUAGUCACUCUCGGACUCAUCGUGCUAGUGCUGGUCGUGCGGGCGAGGCGCGAGCGCGUGACCUCAAAGCCACGCCACGAAAAGUCAGCGGAACUAAGUGAUCUGCCCGUCCAACAAUAUCCCCUUCAGAAUAUCGAGCAGACGGUUGAGAUCGAUCCUGACGUCAUUCCCAACAAGUUUGAAGGAAAUUUAAUAGAGGUGAGUCCCCCAAGUUAUCCAGGUGGAUACCUGCCGAGUCAGUGGGUAACACCCGGGCCGACGCCAAGCAUCGACGAGCUCUGCCACAAGUUCGCGGGCCGGCCAACGGAGCUGAGGCUGUCGACGACGAGGGGCUGUGCCACGGGUUUGAACCUUGCCGGAAUCCAGGGCCACCCAGUAGCCGUGACGAACUCGGGGGUCGUUGUCGGCGGAGGGCCAUGCGUUGUUGUCGCGGGUGAAUGUCUGGAUGGGGAGGCGAUAAAACGCCGAUUGAUGGCUAACAGACUACCAGAGAGCUGCGUUUAAAGUCCAGUUACGCGAGUGAAUAUUCCUUACAUAUACUUUGAAAAUUUAUGUUUUUUAAUAUACAAAAGACGAUGAA